UUUAGUAGAGAAGGCGAUUUGGCGAUAGAAAAGGCGAUUUCGGGUACGACGGUUCUCAAAGUUUCCACGGCAGGAUCUCGAUCUCCGAUGGGGGAUCCGGAUCAUCUACUGCCUCUGACGGAGGGGAUUCAUGGUUCGACGGUGAUAGAAGUUCUAAAAACAUCGAUGGUUGGUGAAGGGGGAUCUUCGGAUUCUGGAUCUGGUUUGAAGAAACAACAAUUGGAGACCUCGACGGAAGCGUUGGAAGAUAAUCAGUCUAAUCUGAUCAAGUCUGAUCUGAAAACGGGAGAGUGGGUUAACGCAGUUCAAGGGAAGAAAAAGUUGACGAAAUAUGAGAUGGAUAUUCAAAUCGAAGAUGGUGUUGGAUCUGUGAGUGUCCCUGAUGAAGUUUUCAAGGAUGCUGCUCCUUUGUGGGAAGAUUUUCUCAUUGGCCGUUUUCUGGAUAAAGCGCCACAUAUUGGGAAGGUACACGCGAUUGUUAACAAGAUUUGGGCGUUGAGUGAUAAAUCACAGAUGAUUGAUGUAUAUGUGAUUAACUCAACAACAAUGAAGUUCAGAGUUACAAAUGCAGCAACGAGAAACAGGAUUGUACGUAGGGCGAUGUGGAAUAUAGCAGAGAUACCAGUUGUGAUGGCGAAAUGGUCCCCUUUGACUGAAGACAUUGAGCAAGAAACACACUCGAUACCACUGUGGGUGCAUCUCAAAAAUGUGCCAAUGGAUAUGUUUUCUUGGAAGGGAUUAAGCUUCAUAACAAGUUCAGUUGGGGUGCCAGAGAGACUACAUCCAGAAACUGAGCAGUGUGUGAAUCUGAAGAUUGCAAAGGUUUUUGUGAAGGCUGAUUUGUCAAAGGAGUUACCAAAAACAAUGAAUUUCACCUCUCAAGGGAAGAAAACACUAGUGGAGUACACUUACCCAUGGCUUCCGCCAAAGUGUACUCAUUGUGGCAAAUGGGGGCAUCUGGUGCAUGCUUGUAGAAGGAGAAACGAAGAGAAGGAAGUAGUAUUGGAGACUAAGAGUGGAGAAGUAGUUCGAAGUGUAGAAGAGGGAGGUUCUAAGGAAAAAAUUAAAGAAGUGGAGACUGGGUCAGUAGAUACAACAGAGAAUAAGAAGGAAGAUAUUAUGGAUAUUCUAGAGAAAUCGGUGGGGAGUAAUAAGAGUGCUAAGAAUACAAUAAAAGAAGCAGGAGAGGAAAUCUGGAGGGAAGUUUCACCGGGGAAGGUCAGUCGUACACCUCAGACAAAUAAGAAGUUUGAAUCUGGUCAAGUUUCAAUUCUGUCUAACUCAAGAUUCUCAGUCUUGAGCCAAGAUGAGGAAGAAGGGGAAAUUAUGAAAAAUAAAGAAGAAGUGGUAGAAGUUAAUAAAGAGGAAAAAAGAGGAAAUGAAUUGGAAAAGGAGGAUGAUAAUGAAGAUUUGGAGAAGGAGACAACAAUUGUUUCUUUCAGAUGUGACUGUUCAGAGAGCAAGGGACGAUGGCCCGAGUGA
Raphanus sativus (radish) is the source of this 1482-nucleotide messenger RNA. RefSeq lists its product as uncharacterized. Bases 88 to 1482 code for a protein of 464 amino acids. Lineage: Eukaryota; Viridiplantae; Streptophyta; Magnoliopsida; Brassicales; Brassicaceae. The transcript is spliced from 2 exons. The record is from RefSeq and is a predicted model, not a curated record.